GUUCAUCUGCAACUGUUAAUUCUGCCUACAGUGCAGAAUAUCAUGGUUUAUUUCAUGUUCAUAAAUUACCUUCAAUUAAUUCUCUCAUACCUCCUUCAAUAAAGUUAUCAAUAUUAGCAGGAAAUGGGACUGAAAAUAAUUUGGGAUUUAAGUUAAGAAGAAAAAAGUUUUCAAUUGAAACUUUUCAUUUGCCACCUGAAGGUGGAAUUAAUGAAAGACUCAAGUGA
Dentiscutata erythropus is the source of this 227-nucleotide messenger RNA. The record is from the annotation of a GenBank genome assembly. NCBI's taxonomy places the organism in Eukaryota, Fungi, Glomeromycota, Glomeromycetes, Diversisporales, Gigasporaceae.